This is a messenger RNA of Prunus armeniaca (apricot), 420 nucleotides long. The record is from the annotation of a GenBank genome assembly. NCBI's taxonomy places the organism in Eukaryota, Viridiplantae, Streptophyta, Magnoliopsida, Rosales, Rosaceae.
AUGAACCGGGUCAACGACCCUAAAUUUUGCAAAUACCACAGAAUUGUCAGCCAUCCAGUAGAAAAGUGCUUCGUGUUGAAGGAGCUAAUUAUGAACUUAGCUAGGCAAGGAAGGAUCGAGUUGGAUGUUGACGAAAUUACAGAGGUGAACGUUGCCACAAUUGUGUUCGGAUCCUUUGAUCUGGUGCCGUUGCCCGUAUUGUCAAAAAGAUCGGAGUUUCAAUCUACAAGGGGCAUACACCAGAAGACUGGUCUAUGUACAAAAGAAGUGGUGGGCGAACCAAACAAUCAAUGUGGUGAUGGCUUUGUGGGUAACUCGUCUUUUGAUGACAAUAAAGGAUGGACGCUCGUUACUCGGCGGAAGUCUCGUACGAAGCGCAUUCCUCAACGACAAAAUGCUCAAUCAAAGAAGGAGCGGUGA